GUUGAAGCCCUAGAUGGAAAAACUUAAUAAGCAAAGUAUAGUUAAUAUGAAAGAAAAAAAAGACCCUAAUGGCUAACCAGGAGAAGCUUCCAUGGGAUUUGAUCGAAGAGAUCCUCUCUUGUGUCCCUCCUGAAUCUCUUGUCCGAUUCAAAACCGUCUGCAAACAAUGGAACGCUCUUUUAAACGACAAGAGGUUCAUCAAAAAACACCAGACCAAGAUGACUUAUCUAUUCAUCUUAGCAACCAAAUCCAAGAUUUAUUCGGUAAGCAUAAAUCCAAAGAUCGAGGUGCGUGACUUGACGUUAGAUAUUCCUGCUUUAGAGUCUCAGUUACCUAUACUCUUGAUCGAUUGCAAUGGGCUUUUGCUAUGUGACAUGGGUAAAAAAGGCAUGGUUUGGAACCCAUGGUUAAGACAGACUAUAUGGGUCGAGCACGAGGGUAACCACCGUAAUUUUCAGUUCAAGGGCAUAGGUUAUGAUGAUGAUAAUGGUUACAAGACCCUUGCCUCUCAUCGGACAGAAACAGAUCCUACAAAGACAUUUUGGAAAACCCUUGAUUUUUCCUCCAAUACAUGGAAGGACCAAAGUAAUUUGAUGAAGUCUAGUGGUAUUACUAGUAGUACUACCGAGGAAAGUAAACAUGUUAUUAUUCACCGUACCAGUGGUGUGUCUUUGAAUGGAACUUGGUAUCGUGUUGCUUCUAAUGACAACACCAAGUACUUAUUCUUCAUAGUUAACUUCGAUUUUACCAAGGAAACAUUCAACCAGUUUUGUGAUCUACCAUGUGAGGAUAACAAGGAUAAUGAUGCUAUUGUUCUUAGGGUAUUUACGGGAGAUCGGUUUUCGUUGUUAAAGCAAGCCCAUCUAACAAAGAAGAUUCAGAUUUGGGUGACCAAGAACAAGAUUCAUAAACUGGGUGGUAGAGAUGUAAAAUGGAUGAAUUUCAUGGAAGUGUCAGUUCCUAACUUUCCGGAUUUGACAGCGCCAAGUUACUUCAUCAAUGACAAAAAGCUUGUAGUGUGUUCUUGCGACAAAGAUGGUCGAGCUUGGAUCUAUGUUGUGGAGAACAAUAAGUUGAUCAGUAAAACCAAAAUAGAUCUUGUUGUUGAUUUGUGGCCUUCGCAUUGUUCCUUUAUUCCCAGCUUGGUAUCGGUUCCUGAGAAGAAGCAGAGCGACUAGUUUAAUCUCAUUACAUUCAGCUUCUUGCUUGGUUCUUUAUGAAGCUUCGGUUGAUUUGGGUUUUGUUGUUUUCAUUAACAAACUUCUUUGUUGGAAGUAGAGAUUUUGCUAAAAGUUUCUUUUUGUUUUGCUUUUAUUUUGUUAGAGUGAUUUCUUUUAUAAUGUUUU
Molecule: messenger RNA, 1346 nt
Organism: Eruca vesicaria subsp. sativa (arugula)
Lineage: Eukaryota; Viridiplantae; Streptophyta; Magnoliopsida; Brassicales; Brassicaceae
Source: the annotation of a GenBank genome assembly